ACAAAGGCAUGCAGUAAGAGGAUGAGCAGCAAGCAGCUCUGUGCACAGAUCGGCUACUAGGUGGGAUUGAUUAUGACUUGAAUUGCGGAGGGGAGGAAGUGGACAAUCAGUUAUCUUUCCACAGAAAUCUGCGCCGACGUGGGAGAAAACAGGGAGCGGGGAGAGUUAGUUAGGAACCAGAGAGAGAAAGAGAAGGUAGGAAAGAGAAAGGGAGUGAGAGGAGAGAGGGAGGAAACUGAACUCGCCAAGCGAAGGAAAAGCACGGCCAGACAGACAUGCUCAGGCCUGCUCAGAGCUCUGCAGUCUAGUCCAGUCCAGUUCAGUCCACGUUUCCGGGGAAGUGAAAUGAUCUCUUCUCUAUUAGCAGCAACACUUGCUGCUGCCGCUUUCUGGGCAUUCUCAGCUCCGCCCUUACCUCUCCCUCCCCUCUCCUCUGCCUUCAUCGAUGUUAGGUUCUCAUGAUCUCAUACUUUAACCCAGGACCAUUCCUCUUCGUUGUCUAAGCAACACCUUUCCUCUACCCCUGCUCGUUGCAGAGCACAGCAGAGCAGCAUCAGUUCAGUUCAGUUCAGUUCAGUCCAGUCCUGUUCAGCAUACCAGAGCUGCAAGAGAAUACUGGUCAGUCAUCUCGGUACGAGCUUCAGUCCAGAGAGUGACACACACAGCCAGCCACGGGGACGAACACCGAGUGAUUUGAGGGAGAGCGAGAGCGAAGAACUAGUUCGCAGUGAACGAUGGUUGGGACUCUGUUCAUGCGCUCCGGCUGAACAAGAUCGAGCUCGCUCGCUCGCUCGGAGUGCAGAGGGUGCACAUCUCUGACCUCGAAGAGUAGCCAACGAGUGACAACAAGUGACGGAGUGAGCUGUAAGGAGGUCGAGGAGAAAGAGGACUGGACUGGGUAUGGUGCAAAUCUAGAGCAGCAGCAAUCUGGGAGGACGGGGUUGAAAAUCGCAGCUCGGGGAGCAGCAUGGGACAUGCAGUGUGCUGCCCCAUUCGGGCUUGUUGCGUCGUGGACGGUGAGCUGAAUGAGGAGGUAGAAGGGGCAGGUUGAGUUGCGCCUCGACUCCCUGGAGUCUGUCGAGAGGAGGGGGGAGGUACGGGGAGGGGACGAGGCGACUAAUGCAGGAGAGCGUGUCAGGAGAAGCUGGUGCUGGUGGAGGAGGAGGAGGAGGAGGAGGUUGUGGUGGUGCCUCCGGUGGGGGCAGUGAGGACGGGAAAGAUCGCAAAGAUAAAGAGAGAGAAAUGGCCAAGCUCAGUGCGAGCGAGAAGGAAAAAACCAAGCUGCGCGAGCGGCAAAGGCGAGCUAUCACCACGAAAAUCUUCGCGGGUUUGAGAAAGCACGGAGGCUACAAUCUGCCUCCCCGUGCCGACAUUAACGACGUCUUGAAGGCCUUGGCUCAGGAGGCGGGGUGGACCGUGGAGGCCGAUGGCACGACCUAUCGCACCCAGGGAGCUCUGCAGCAACCGAGCAGCAGUCAUGGGGGUCACCACUCACUUCGGCAGCAGAGCCUGUCGUCGCAGGGUCGGGUGGCCAUGCUGCCGGGCAACACGAGCAUGCCGGCGAGCUUCAGCUGCAGCCUCACGGGGCUGACGGGCCUGACGGGGCUGCUGCCACCGGAUGGCAACGAGUUAAGAGAGGGCAACUGCUCGACCACGGCAUCGCCCCGGCGUGUGGGAGGUGGUGGCGGCGGGCAGCAAUCCAACAGCUCAUCGAUGACGACUCUCAUGCAUCCGAAUUCCGCUUGCCUCUCGUCGCCAUUCGCGUCCCCGGCCUCGAGCGAGGGCGCCCCCAGCGUGCGCCUCAACAAUCCGUUCAUGGGGGGCGGCAUGCCGGGCGGCUUCCUCUCGUGCGGGCCUGUCCCGUCGGACGGAGGCGGAGGAGGGCGCGAUCGCGACUCGGGCGCUCUGAAGGACGAAUCGGCCGCUUACUUCAGCGCCGACACUCUCGAGGCCCGCGAGUACGCGGCCAGGAACGGGGCUAUGGCGAAUCACAUGAACAACAUGCUGUUCGGGGGCGGGCAUUCGCCGCAACAAGCUUUGCAGAAUAGCCAUCGAUUCGGCAACCCGCGGCUCACCAUGCCCUCACUCGCCAUGCUCUCGUCCUACGCCCAGGAACAUCGGGCUUCCAACAACAAUACUCCACUCGGCUCUCCUCAGCGUCAUGGUGGGCCUGGCUAGCAGGGGAUUGAAUGCGUUCGGAGCUGUCAUUCUGGGGACGGACGAAGGAAGGGGAGGGAGGUCGGGUCAAAGGGAAAGUGAGGCCAUCAUGUAGUAGACAGGAAGGACACGACACGAGUACCAGAUAGAGUAAUGUUUCAGAACGGGGGGGGAGAGGGAGGGAGGGAGGGAGGGAGGUAGGAAGGGGGAGAUGUGUUUCAGAGGGGGAGAAGUUUCAUAGAGUUUCGUAUGAAUGGGCCAUGGCAGUGGGUGGAAUUCGACUUUGGUCGUUCAGUCCCUAUCAGGGUCGGUGUGUGGGGUAGAGCAUUCAGUUCUCGAUGUCCAGCAGCAGGGAGAUGUUGGUGGAUGGGAUGAGGAAGGAAGGGAAGUGGUUCGGAGCCGAGCCGAGCAUUUGUUGAGAUGACAUUGAUCGGAUGAGAUGAGCUGAAUGAGUGGGGCCUCGCCAGCACAGCAGCAGCAGCAGCAUUCCAUCGUCAAUUACUACUCUACUACCACUACUCCUGCACGAGUUGUAGAUGUCUGACUGACUAUGUCUCCACCGCAAUCGCUCACCUGCUCGAGAGGCCGUGACGACCAGAUUAUCUUGCUGGAUGAUGACCAAAUCUCCGCUUAAAAGACUAAGAAACCUCAAGGCAGAAGAGUUGAUUUGUGCCUGCAAUGCAAACGCGAGUAUAUGCGUUUCUGGGUCGAAAUGUUGAGAGCGACUUUUUUUUGUUCUCUCACCUGUGGCUGCUGCCAAUGCUGCUGCUGCUAGUCAUUCGAUAACUCAUUUUUGUUAAUGGGACGUUCGGUAGAAGACAUCUCAUUUUGUGGAGUCGGAAAGUAAUCCUUACUUACAGACUGGAAGCAUUCCAUGUAAGCACGCACUCGAAGCUUAUACAAAUUUGUCAGAUUUAAUGAUAAAUCACCUUGACGAAUUUGACGCCAC
Marchantia polymorpha subsp. ruderalis is the source of this 3106-nucleotide messenger RNA. The record is from the annotation of a GenBank genome assembly. NCBI's taxonomy places the organism in Eukaryota, Viridiplantae, Streptophyta, Marchantiopsida, Marchantiales, Marchantiaceae.